Molecule: messenger RNA, 3039 nt
Organism: Orussus abietinus
Lineage: Eukaryota; Metazoa; Arthropoda; Insecta; Hymenoptera; Orussidae
Gene: Pak
Product: serine/threonine-protein kinase PAK 3
Exons: 10
Coding region: 1102-2850 (582 amino acids)
Biological process (GO): protein phosphorylation; regulation of MAPK cascade; regulation of axonogenesis
Cellular component (GO): cytoplasm
Molecular function (GO): ATP binding; protein serine/threonine kinase activity
Source: RefSeq, a predicted model, not a curated record
CCUUAUCCGUGCGUGUCCGUGCGAGCGAACGGGGGGGCGAGGAGGUAAAAAAAGGAAAGGGCCGCUCUCGGGAAGACCGAAAAGAUGAAGUGCCGCCGAUAGGGACGCCCCAGCGUGGCCCAGAGCGCCCGUCCCGACGACGAGAAGCUCCCAGGUGCGAGUCGGCGGAAUCCCUCGGUCCUCGAGCCGAAGGGUGCACUCGGAACUCCAAUUUCCUUCGCUCGGCGGCGCGCGCGUGUGGAUGCGGUCGAGGAGGGUGUCCCGCACGACGGCUGUGCGCGAAUCACGCUUCCCCGAGGUACCCGCCGAGUCCCGGUCGCUUCUCGCCGAUCUCCGUCCGCGGCGUCGACGCCGCCUCCAGGAGCGGACGCAUCGAUCGUCCUCGCCGAGCCAGAAGCCAGCUCGAUUCAGCGAUUCUCCUCGCCGAUGAGCGGUGCUCGACCCUCGGACGAGGGAGUACGUACCCGAUUUUAGAUCCACUCGACGCUACGAGUCCGCUUUCGCUUCGGCAAAGUAUUCCAGAAAGAGGGGAGACCAAGCUCACGGGCUGCCGGAAAACGCUAGCCUGUCGUCGUUUUGGCUGGUGUCUCCGCAGCGGAGGAGCAAAAUAGGAGACGGAGCAUGGUCGGAGGCAGCCCCACUGGAGCGUGAAGAGUUAUUGUGGCGAGGCUCCGGAAGGAUAGGACGAAGGUUUGCAGAUGGACACGACUUGUUCGGAUGGAUCAAAAGGUAGCGGAGAAUGCCGAUCAUAGGCUGGCGGUAUUUGCAGCUACGCUAUUUCCUUUGCUCGGGACCGGACGCGGUCGGGACUCCGAUUCAAGGAAUUUCUUGCUACUUUAGCGACGCUACCAACUAUAGGUAGUAAAAAAAUUUGUAAAUUGGUCGAAUUCGGUCCAUGGACAGUGGCCGAGGGAAAUUAGAGGUCUGGAUAGAAUUGUUUCUAGAACGCCACACUUAGGAUACUGACUAUCUACAAGAUAGUACGUCACGACGACGAAGAGGACGGUAAUCUCUCGUCGAUACGGAGUAAACGCGUAAAACGCAGCAACGCAGCGACGGAGGGUAGAUCGGCAAGAAGGGAUCAGGAGUAGGAGUACCGUCAUGUCGGACGAAGAAGACAAACCACCCGCACCACCGGUUCGACUCACCUCAAACAGAGGUGAGUCGACACCCAACCUGCCUGUAGACAUGCGUCCACUACCCAAGGAGCCAGAGUCGGAAGAACGAAAGAAGAAGACCCUUAAGGGGAAGAUUAAGGUCAAGGAAAAUAAGGACAAGCCCAAUAUCAGUUAUCCUACCAACUUUGAACACACCGUACAUGUGGGCUUCGAUGCUGUCACCGGCGAGUUCACGGGGAUGCCGGAGGCUUGGGCGAGGCUCCUGAUGUCCAGCAACAUCAGCAAGCAGGAGCAGAAGAAGAACCCACAGGCGGUGCUGGAUGUCCUGAACUGGUACGACAACAGCAGCAAGGAGGCGAAGGGAUCCAAGUACAUGACGACGACGAAGAUGGUGGGAGUAGUAGCGCCGAUAGAAAGAGCAAGCAGUCCACGAAGCAUGGGCGUUGGAAUAGGCGUCGGGAUGGGGAACGUCCGCGCCCAGGCGAUGUCCCAGGCGUCCGGUAGUUCCCAUUCUCAGCACUCCCUGAGCAGAGUGAGCAGUAGUCCGAGCAGUACACCGACAGACGCCUGCGCGACAAGUUCCGAGCAAGAGGACGAACCACCACCGCCGCCGAUCGCGCCGAGGCCCGAGCGCACGAAGUCCAUCUACACGAAGCCCAUCGAGGAGGAACCGCCGCCGCCGUCGUUGCCGACAUCGCUAGGAUCGCCGCAACGGAACGGCACGCCUCAGCAACAGCAACAGUCCCAGCUUGAUAGAAAUAAGAACCAGACGACCCCAACAUCCACGACGACCGACCAGUCCAGGCCCGCCCAGAGCGACAAGGCGAGGAAGAAGAAGAUGUCCGACGACGAGAUACUGGAGAAGCUGCGGACGAUCGUCAGCGUCGGAGACCCCAACCGAAAGUACACCAAAAUGGAGAAGAUCGGCCAGGGGGCUUCCGGCACGGUCUACACGGCGAUCGAGACGUCGACUGGAAUGGAGGUCGCGAUAAAGCAGAUGAACCUCUCCCAACAGCCGAAGAAGGAGUUGAUUAUAAACGAGAUCCUGGUUAUGCGGGAGAACAAGCACCCUAACGUGGUCAAUUACCUGGACAGCUACCUCGUGGGCGAGGAGCUCUGGGUCGUGAUGGAGUACCUACCCGGGGGCAGUCUAACCGACGUCGUCACCGAGACCUGCAUGGACGAGGGCCAGAUCGCGGCCGUCUGUCGGGAGGUACUGCAGGCCCUCGAGUUCCUCCACUGCAACCAGGUCAUUCACAGGGACAUCAAGUCGGACAACAUCCUGCUGGGCCUGGACGGCGGGGUCAAGCUCACCGACUUCGGCUUCUGCGCCCAAAUCUCGCCGGAGCAGAGCAAACGCACCACCAUGGUCGGCACGCCUUACUGGAUGGCCCCUGAAGUGGUCACGAGGAAGCAGUACGGCCCCAAGGUCGAUAUCUGGUCACUGGGUAUAAUGGCAAUCGAGAUGAUAGAGGGCGAGCCUCCGUAUCUCAACGAGAACCCUCUGAGGGCGCUCUACCUGAUAGCGACGAACGGCAAGCCGGAGAUCAAGGAGAAGGAGAAGCUCUCCGGGAUCUUCCAGGACUUUUUGGACCAAUGCCUAGAGGUCGAGGUGGAGAAGCGCUCGGCGGCCUCGGAACUCCUGAAGCACCCUUUCCUGAAGCUCGCCAGGCCACUGGCCUCCCUGUCGCCUCUGAUCAUGGCGGCGAAGGACGCGGCGAAGGGUCACUGAGCUCCGCCCUCGACCUUCGCCAUCAGGUGAAACGAAAGGUACGGCGUCCCCCUCCUGGCACGCGAAGAGGUCAGGGCUCGAACAAACGAUAAAUAAGAAUCACCCUCCCAAAACGGUAACGGCACAAUAAUUCAAUAAUAUAUGUAAUGAAUGAAUAACGUAUACAUAUAUAUAUAUAUAUAUAUAAAU